AUGGAUUAUAUCGGGGUGAAACCGGCACAAGUGCAUGAUUCUCCGGAAGAGGCUGCUAAAGUCAUAGAAAAUUCUGGGUUUCUUUUGAAAAACCAAAGUUACUAUUUGCUGCACUCUAAUAGGACUAGGGAUCUUGAGAAGGGAGAUGCACAGUUCCUUUUGGACUUUCUGAAAGAUAAGCAGGUGGAGGAUCCAUCCUUCUUUUAUGCAGUGCAAGUCGAUGAGAAGGAUAGGCUGACGAAUUUCUUCUGGACUGAUGCAAGGUCGAUAUUUGAGUACUCAUGUUUUGGCGAUGCCGUUUUAUUUGAUACAACCUAUCGAGCAAGUAGGUAUGAUAUACCGUUUGCACCUCUCAUUGGAGUAAACCAUCAUAGGCAAAUUGUCGUGUUUGGUGCUGCUUUACUAUUAGAUGAAUCGACGGAAUCCUUUGUUUGGUUGUUUAAAACUCUUAUGACUGCUAUGUCUGGAAAGCAACCGAGAACAUUCUUCACAGAUAAUUGUGAUUCACUAUCGAAAGCAAUCAGUUUGGCAUUACCAGAGACAAAUCAUCAACUUUGCCUUUGGCAUAUAAUUCAAAAUGCACCCAAAAUAAUCCCUCAUGUAUAUGGUCACGAGUCCUCUUUUCAAAAGGAGUUCGAGAACUGGAUACAUGAAAGUCGCUCUGAAGAGGAUUUGCAGAAGGGAUGGGAAACUUUAUUAACUAAAUAUAAUCUUCGAGGUAACUCGUGGUUCGAAGACUUGUAUUCGACUAGAGAGAAAUGGUCUUCUGUUCAUCGUAAAAGCUCAUUUUGUGCUACAAUGACUACAAGGCAAUGGUGUGAGAGUAUGGGAAGCCAGUUCAAGAUGUUAUUCUACAGAAAAUUGCCUCCUUCGAAAUUCAUGGUGCAAUAUAUCACCAGGCCCUCCUUCAAAUUCGCGAAAAAGAACUCUCUGAAGAUCGCAAAUCUAGGCUGUGUAUAA
Molecule: messenger RNA, 960 nt
Organism: Asparagus officinalis (garden asparagus)
Lineage: Eukaryota; Viridiplantae; Streptophyta; Magnoliopsida; Asparagales; Asparagaceae
Product: protein FAR1-RELATED SEQUENCE 5-like
Exons: 1
Coding region: 1-960 (319 amino acids)
Biological process (GO): regulation of DNA-templated transcription
Source: RefSeq, a predicted model, not a curated record